Messenger RNA from Andrographis paniculata, 917 nucleotides. RefSeq lists its product as uncharacterized. The record is from RefSeq and is a predicted model, not a curated record. Gene Ontology annotation, cellular component: membrane. The transcript has 5 exons. Bases 92 to 814 code for a protein of 240 amino acids. NCBI's taxonomy places the organism in Eukaryota, Viridiplantae, Streptophyta, Magnoliopsida, Lamiales, Acanthaceae.
UGAUGCAUGUGAAUAUAAUUCAGUCUUUUUGAUCGAUCGAUCAUAUAAAAUCUUAAUUAUUUGAUCACCAAGAACACCAAAAUUUUGAGAUAUGGAGGAUUAUGUGGUGAAGUUAAUUUUGUAUGGGAUAAUGUUUUGGACAAUGCUCUUCUUGGUAAUAAGAAAGCUUCUUCUAACACAUCGAUCCUUCGAUUUCUCCAAUCGACUUGUCUCGAUUGUGCACGCUUGUCUGGCCGUGUCGUUGUCUUCACUAUCCGUCGAGGAUUGGAGGUGUCCCGUUUGCCCUUUGGCUUCUUCGUCGUCUCCGAGCCAGAUGAGAACUCUGGGAGUAACAGUUGCAUAUCUGAUGUAUGAUUUAGUUUGCUGUCUCUUCGAUCACAACAACCUCAAAUUCGACAACACAAUUCACCAUCUCGUCAGCAUUACAGGCCUUCUCUCUGGUCUUGCCUAUCAAAGGUGUGGAUCAGAAAUGGUGGCAGCCUUGUGGAUUACAGAGAUUUCGAGCCCAUUUCUGCACUUGAGGGAGCUUCUCAAAGAGCUUGGAUACAAAAACACUGAUCUUAAUUUGGCUGCUGAUAUAGUGUUUGCAGUGAUAUUCACAUUUGCAAGAAUGGUUGGUGGCCCAUAUCUCACUUAUGUCACUCUCUCUGCUCCCAAUAACCCUUUUCUCAUUAAGGCAAUGGCAUUAGGGCUACAACUAGUGAGUGCAUUUUGGUUCUACAAGAUUGCAAGGAUGGUCAUCUACAAAUUAUUGGGAAGAAAAAAAAGAAGAAAAGCUUCGGAGAAAUCCACGAUUACCCUCAAAAACCGGUGACCGGAUGAUGGUCGAUGUAUUGAUACGGUGUUCCACGAAUUAAUCGAGACAUAGCUAACUACGGAAGUUCAUAUUUUAUGAACCAUUUACUCUUUUCUUCUUC